AUGGAGGCGGCUUCCGCAAGGGCCGCUGCCCGCGAUCGCUGGGGCGAGUUCGGUCGCGCCCCCUCGCAGCUCCAGCGCUUCAUCCAAGCUGCGUGCAGUCCCGAGAACUACGAGCCCAACCUCGCGUUAAACCUCGAGAUCUCGGACCUGAUCAACAGCAAGAAGGGCACUGCGCCGCGCGAGGCGGCGACCGCCAUUGUCAACUACAUCAACCACCGCAACCCCAAUGUCGCCCUGCUCGCCGUCAACCUGCUCGACAUCUGCGUCAAGAACUGCGGGUAUCCCUUCCACCUGCAGAUCAGCACCAAGGAAUUCCUCAACGAGCUGGUGCGACGGUUCCCGGAACGACCGCCUAUGCGGCCCACGAGGGUGCAGGCCAAGAUUCUGGAGGCGAUUGAGGAGUGGCGGUUGACGUUGUGCGAGACAAGUCGCUACAAGGAUGACUUGGGCUUCAUCCGCGACAUGCACAGGUUGCUGAGCUACAAGGGCUACGUCUUCCCCGAGGUGCGAAGAGAAGAUGCAGCCGUGCUCAACCCAAGCGAUAACCUCAAGUCCCCCGAAGAGAUGGAGGAAGAGGAGAAGGAAGCCCAGUCUGCCAAGCUCCAGGAGCUCAUUCGCCGUGGCACACCGCAUGACUUGCAGGAGGCGAAUCGACUGAUGAAGGUCAUGGCUGGCUUCGACACCCGAUCCAAGACCGACUACCGCGCCAAGGCCGCCGAGGAGAUUGGCAAGAUCCAGGCCAAGGCCCGCCUGCUGGAGGAACGCCUCGAGGCCUUCAAGCCAGGCGACAAGAUGCAGGACGGCGAUGUCUUCAGUGAGCUGGCCGCCGCACUGCAGAGCGCGCAGCCCAAGAUCCAGAAGAUGUGCGAGGAGGAGUCGGACGACCACGAGGCGGUGGCCAAGCUCUUUGAGAUCAACGACAGCAUACACCGCACCAUCGAACGAUACAGCCUCAUGAAGAAUGGCGACAUGGAGGGCGCCGCCAAGGUCGCGGCCGGCGGCCCCGCGCCCUCUCAGACAACGACCAUCGGCAAUGCUCCUGGUGAGUUGUCUCUCAUCGACUUUGACAACGAGCCAUCCGCGAACGGGAGCGGCAGCCAAAACGCACCAGCGGCGCAACAAGGCACAUCACAGACUGGCGGUAUCGAAAAUGAUCUUCUAGGCCUCGAUAUUGGGGGUGACUCGGGUAGCUUUGGCCAAGGCGGUGGCAUCUCCUUGGGAUUCGGCCAGAAUGACAAUAUCCCUGGACCAGCGUUGCUGUCGUCCCUGACAGAGAACAACACAUCACAGCAGCAGUCGGCGCCUACCCCUCCGCAAAACCAGUUCGCCGCCUUUGCUUCGCCGUCAGGGUCUCAGUCCAUGACACCCCAACCGCCCUCGCAGCAGCAGUUCGUCCCUCCCGCACAGCCCGCAAGCGACCCGUUCGCCUCCCUGGGCGCUGCGGUGCCGGCCGCGCAACCCCCCAAACCGACGGCUCCCCCCGUCGAGGACGACGAGUGGAACUUUGCGUCGGCCCUGCCGGCGGAGACGCCCUCCAAGCCAAAGGAGCACCGCCAGAUCCUCAGCGACACGACCGUCCGCAUUGAGAUGCAAGCUGGACGUGGACCUGCCGGGCGCAACGCUCUCAACGUCAACUUUGCCUUCUCCAACAAUGCCGCCGCGCCUGUCAGCGAGUUGCACUUCCAGCUGGCCGUGACAAAGGGCUACGAGCUGCAGCUCAACCCACAGACGGGCCGUGACCUGGCUCCGAAGCAGAGCCGCGGCGUCACACAAAUGGUCAAUGUCUACCAAGCAGGCAACAAGGCCGCCAAGGUGGACGGUGUCAAAAUGCGAUGGCGGGCCACGUACAAGGUCGGUGGCGAGGCGAAGAAUGAGAUGGGCGAGGUGUCCGAGUUCAGCAUUGCCUGA
This is a messenger RNA of Emericellopsis cladophorae, 1908 nucleotides long. Its product is annotated as ADP-ribosylation factor-binding protein-like protein. The transcript is spliced from 4 exons. The coding region runs from base 1 to 1908 and encodes 635 amino acids. The record is from RefSeq and is a predicted model, not a curated record. Gene Ontology annotation, cellular component: trans-Golgi network. Lineage: Eukaryota; Fungi; Ascomycota; Sordariomycetes; Hypocreales; Bionectriaceae. Gene Ontology annotation, molecular function: ubiquitin binding; phosphatidylinositol binding. Gene Ontology annotation, biological process: Golgi to endosome transport; Golgi to vacuole transport; protein transport to vacuole involved in ubiquitin-dependent protein catabolic process via the multivesicular body sorting pathway.